AUCCGAGAAUGUGACAUUGGUGAAAUCUGGAUCUGUGAUAUAGAUCAAAAUAGGGUUGAAUCCGAGCCCUUUUUUCCUUUAACGCAAGAUAGUAAGUUACAAAACUCACCUUUAAGUUAUGUGCCGCAUACAGUGUGGGACAAGCUGUGGGACACCUUAAGACAGAUUCAAACUUUA
Racocetra persica is the source of this 177-nucleotide messenger RNA. Lineage: Eukaryota; Fungi; Glomeromycota; Glomeromycetes; Diversisporales; Gigasporaceae. The record is from the annotation of a GenBank genome assembly.